This is a messenger RNA of Cydia strobilella, 2557 nucleotides long. It is a transcript of the gene RabX6, whose product is annotated as ras-related protein Rab-30. Gene Ontology annotation, molecular function: GTP binding; GTPase activity. The coding region runs from base 191 to 814 and encodes 207 amino acids. The transcript is spliced from 3 exons. Gene Ontology annotation, biological process: vesicle-mediated transport. The record is from RefSeq and is a predicted model, not a curated record. Gene Ontology annotation, cellular component: endosome. NCBI's taxonomy places the organism in Eukaryota, Metazoa, Arthropoda, Insecta, Lepidoptera, Tortricidae.
AUGUUGUUACAAAUGCACCAUUGUAAACAUUUUUUUAUCUAAUUUGCCCAUUGUAUUUCGAUGUCAAAUGGCCAAUAAUAUAUAAGCAAGUGUCGACAAAUUUCAUGUAUCAUUGAAGAUGAUCCGGUCUAAUCGUCUUAAUUAAUUAUACCUACAAUUUGUGUGUAACCUUGCCUACGCAAGAUUAACGAUGGCUGUAGUUAAAACCCCAGUUCUAAAAGUAAUAUUAUGUGGCGAAUACGGUGUUGGGAAGAGUUCUAUAUUCCGUCGAUUUAUCAAUGACACCUUUGUUCCUAAUGCAGACAGGAGAGCUACUUUGGGACUCGAUCAUUUUGAAAAAAUGUAUCAAGUUGCAGACAAAGAAAUCAAGUUACAGUUAUGGGAUACUGGAGGCAUGGAGAGAAUUGCAUCUGUUACCUCCAGCUACUAUAAAUUUGCGGAAGCUGCCAUCUUAGUGUUUUCCUUGGACAAUUCUUCAUCAUUCCAUGUACUGAGUCAGCAUUUACUGGAUAUUGUGACAUAUGCUGAAAAUGCCAAAAUAUUUUUGUGUGGAAACAAGUCUGAUCUUGAAGGAACAUCUCCACAGGUUACUGAUGCUGACAUAGAAACAUUCUGUGAACAAUGUCACAAUCUGAUAAACACCACAUACAAGACAUCAUGUAAGAAUGGAAAAGGCAUUGAAGAAAUGUUUUCUGACAUCGCUUUACAACUGGUGGAAUCAAACAGAUCGAGGAUUGAGUUGCAGACCUUAGAUCAUGAUAGCUUUAAAAUAUCAAACCCUGAGCCGCCUGAAGACCCCAGCUGCAGUUGCUGAACAUGAUUUUAAGCAUUUUCUUAGCACUUAAUGCCAUACCCUUAAGAAUUAUUCCUAGUUGUUUUCAAAUCCACAAAAUCACCUUAAUUACUUCUGCUUUGUGAAUUGACAAAUUGUAAUAUUUAUUUAUUAUAACAACAUAUUUACACAGCGUUACAGUUUGCACCAAAGCGCUGGCAGAUUUAUACAUGCAAAUAGCAAAACAGUACAUAAUUAUUGAAAUACAAUUUAGUCAUGCAAAUAAUAUAAAUUAAAAAUACCUAUGUCAAGUGAUUUUGCAACUACAUAUACAAUUUCAUGUCAAACAAUAUGUAUGUUUAUAUCCUGUAUAAUAUUUAAGUUCAUUAUGAUGAUUGUUUUUAUAAGAUAUACAUAUGAUUAGGGUUGCCUAUUAUAGAAAUUGGGCAUGGCUAUGCAUUUUUAAAUACUGGUAUUUAGUACCUUUAGUAAAAUAAGCUAGCUUUGCCACUAACUAAUGAAUAAUUAUAUGUAUCUAAUUAUUUGCUCUAAAUGUUCAUAUACUUCAUAUGUCAGAUAUAGGGUUGACAUUGUCUAUAAACUUUGGUAUUUCCUUGUGUAAUACUAAUACUUACACUAAUACUUAUAUUACCACUAAAAUUUUCUUUAAGUCUUGUAGGUUUUAUAAAAGAAGUUUUAAUUUCAUGUUCAAGAAGUGUUUAGUUAGUUUUGUUUAAUAUAGGUAGUAGGUUUUAUUUUAUAGGAAGAAUUUUUACAAUGACAGUUGGUGCAAGUGCCCCCAUAGGCCAACUGCGUCUAUUUGAAGUUCCACCACAGAAUAAGUAAUAGCAUUAUCAUACAGAAUGGCCACGCACCGCCGUGCCCCGACUCGAAUUACCUCACCCCACGACAGCAGAUUGACGGCCGUUUGCUGGCCGCUCAGUACUAUUUUUCAGCAACUUACUCACACUAUGACGCAUGACGCGUGUACGGACGUGCCGUUCACACAUAGAAACGCAACUGAUUCUUGGUGUAUAGCGUCCGCCCUGUGGUUCCACCGUGAACGUAUUCUGAUCCUUAUCUACUCUACGCCAUAUCCAUUUCUAUUUGUAUACUUGGUGUAAGAUUAUGAUGAUGAAACACGAGUAUACAAUAAAUUACCAUGUACGGACAGAAAAAGAAUAUGUGGUAUUUUCUAUAAAAUGGGAUCUUAUUCGAUGGCGCUUACGCCAUUAUUAACGAUGCUUCGAUAUAAAUACAAUGCCGCGCGACGCUGUGCGGCGUAAGCGCCAUCGACAAUAAGGUCCCUUUUCAUAGAAAAUGCCCCAUAUUGUUGUAGGUUACUUACCUAAUAUGUAAUUUAAUUAUGAUGGCUUGAACUUAAAUCAUAUCUUUCUUUAGAGUUAGUUUACUCAUCUACUUAUACAACACGUUAUGGUAACAAGCAUUUAUUAUGCAGAACAUGCCUUGUGUCCAUACCACUCAUGCCAGUGAACACUCUUAUUAAUUAUUAUCAACUUUCAAAUUAUAGGGCAUAGCUUUAUUAUAUUUUGUUAUGUUAAUGGUGCUAAAUACCCUAAAAUUUUUUGUGUAAUCGUUACAUGCUGUUUGUAAACAUUUGCCCUCAAUGUUUGUAAGUUUGUGUUGUAACGUCUAAUUAAGUCUGAUGUAAGGGGUAACAUAUUAAUUGUAAUUUUUUUAUGCAGCAUUGUUUAAUUAUUAUUAACACGAUAAUGUUAUUGGCUAACAUUGUAAGAAAUAAAAAAUGCUAACUUUAAAACCCAA